This is a messenger RNA of Olea europaea var. sylvestris, 672 nucleotides long. RefSeq lists its product as uncharacterized. The transcript has 2 exons. Bases 1 to 672 code for a protein of 223 amino acids. The record is from RefSeq and is a predicted model, not a curated record. NCBI's taxonomy places the organism in Eukaryota, Viridiplantae, Streptophyta, Magnoliopsida, Lamiales, Oleaceae.
AUGAAAUAUCCCACCGAGCUAGACACCCGUUUCCAGAUUGAUGUGAUUGACAUCGGAAUUCCCUACAAUUACAAGUUGAAGAAACCGCCAAACAUUCAGGAGGCCGAUAUGAUGCACCCUCAAUCCACUCUCACUGAUUCAAAGGAGAUCGAGGUAUACACCGUGGAGUCUCAAAUGGAUGAUAAGAUUUUUUCGUACCAAGAAGAAGAAAAGAAAGGCAAACGUACCUUGAGUUUUUGUUCUACACUCCAUCCUGAUCGUCAACUUCCAAUGAAGCCGAUGAAGAAACCAAUAGCACCUUCGCCACCAACUCCACCAAGAAUCUACAAGGUGAAUCCUGUUAAUUUUAAAAAGGUUGUUCAGAAGCUUACUAGUGCAACGGAGUUCCGUUUAACACGGCUGCAGGAGGUGGCACCGCCACCUCUCAGCCUCUCUCCACCAUGGCAGCAACUACUAGUUCAUCCUAAUGAAGUUACAACGCCAUCAGGUUCCAAAUUCAGCGAUUUUAUGAUCGAAACAGAUGAGAAAAAGGUUGUGAAGCCAUUAGAUUAUAGUUUUGGAGCCCUUACUCCUCCUGGGUUCAAUUUUUCACCAUCUUCUCUUGCAUGGUUUUCAUCUUUGCUUUAUAGUCCACGAACUCCUCCUCCUCUCAAGUCAAGUGCGGUUCUUUAG